GUGUAUGAGGAUAGAGAGUUGAAAUAACAGAAAGAGACUCCAAAAUCAAAGAACGACAGAAGAAAAAAGAAAUCACAACUCACAUCCUCCAAACUCCCCUCCUCACCCUGAACCUCUCUCAAAAGUCUCUCUCCCAAAACCCCCGCCGCCAUCUUCCUCCUCUCCUCUCCACUUCCCUCUUUUCCCCCCUUCUCUACAACACCCUACCCCCUUUAACCCACCCAAAGAAAUGGCCCCCCCAACCGAGCUCUUCCCCUCAACCCAGCUUCCCCUCCGCGCACAAACCUCCCUCACAGGCACGAAACGGAAAGGCUUCAACGGCGAUCUAAAAGCGUGCGAAUUCCUGGAGAUGCUGCAGUAUUCGUGUGAGGUCUCAGGCGGUGGCGGGAAGACGGAGAGGAGUAGGGAGCAGAGGGUGAGGUGUUGGCCUGUGGAGAGGUUUUUUAGACGGUAUGUUUGUUUGUUUGUUUGUUUGUUUGUGUGGUGGUGGUGGGGGUUGGUGAGGUGGGAGGUGGACGCCAUGACGGGAUGGGAUGGUGUCUUAUAACUUUUCCGACUCAUCUAUAAUUUUUCUUCUUCUUUCUCCUUCCUCCUCCCUUCUCCCCCCUCCCUUUCCCAAUCCUUCGACUAACUUCAAACCCCAGAUGUCAUGAUCAAAAAGGCCUAUUCAUGGUAGAAACCACAGCUUGGGAAGGGAAGGAGAAGAGAUUCAAAGGUCCAUAAGAGCACCAAACUUCAUUUUUUCAUCCCGACGCAGGUGUAUGAUAUCUUGGGGUUCGGUGUAUUAUAAGUAAGAAUUUCCAGUCAGAGAAGUGAUGGUGGAAUGUUAUUGAUGGUUCUAGAUGAGAUGAGAUGAGAUGAGAUCAAAUUGCUUUCAUUGGGGAGCGAAUGAAGUGUUUUGAUGGGACUUUGGAGUGGUGAAUGAGGAAUUGUAUUUUUAUGAUUUCUUGAUAGUACGUAC
Hymenoscyphus albidus is the source of this 961-nucleotide messenger RNA. The record is from the annotation of a GenBank genome assembly. NCBI's taxonomy places the organism in Eukaryota, Fungi, Ascomycota, Leotiomycetes, Helotiales, Helotiaceae.